UCACUCCUUAUAAUCCCGUCUCAAAUACUCAAGACACUUCUGAUAAAUAACCCAGCUGCUCAAGUUGCCAGGCAGAAGAACGCCCUUAAUGCCUCGGAAUGAGUCAAAUGCGCGUAGUGGUAAACGAGAUAUAAGGCCUCGGCCAGCCUUGGGGAUGUUCGAGUCAAUGACCUGAAGGUGUUGCUCCCUGAGGUCCUUGACAGCCCGUUCGUAAUAUGCUGGGCAUUCUUCGAGGACCUUGGAUGCCCCGACGUCGUCAGGUAGCUCAGUUGUAGUCUUCCAUGCAGCGACAUACUGGUGAUCGUCUUGCCUUGCACCCCCGGCAUUGUCGCAUGCGACUGGCUGGGCGUCUUCAUAAGCCUUCUUCGUGCGGUCAGUGAUUUCGCUAUUCUUGCUGUGCUGCGUAGUCCGAUACUUGUUCUCCAU
Vitrella brassicaformis is the source of this 426-nucleotide messenger RNA. Lineage: Eukaryota; Vitrellaceae. The record is from the annotation of a GenBank genome assembly.